Messenger RNA from Cyanistes caeruleus (blue tit), 3538 nucleotides. The record is from RefSeq and is a predicted model, not a curated record. Lineage: Eukaryota; Metazoa; Chordata; Aves; Passeriformes; Paridae.
GGUCGNCCCGCAGCUCCGGACAUGGCAGCGGAGAGCACCGGCGCGGCCCCCGCCGCCGUGCCCGCCUGCCUGGAGGGGAAGGGCCCCGGGGAGCGGGCGGCCAUCCUGCACCAGCACCUGGGCCGCAGGGAGAUGACCGACGUGAUCAUCGAGACCAUCCAGCCGCGGGCAGAUGAAACAAAAGCUGCCAUGGAAGGAAGAAAAUCCUCGGAGUCUGCAUCAGCUGAGGACAAAACUAAACAGGAGGAUCAAAGCAAGGAUUGUGAGGCUGCUCCAGACUCGCCUUCCAAACAGCUCCCAGAUCAGAUUUCCUUCUUCAGUGGGAACCCCUCGGUUGAAAUCGUUCAUGGAAUUAUGCACCUGUACAAAACAAACAAGAUGACGUCCCUGAAGGAGGAUGUGCGGCGCAGUGCCAUGCUCUGCAUCCUCACUGUCCCCGCCACCAUGACCAGCCACGACCUCAUGAAGUUUGUGGCCUCCUUCUACGAAGUGAUCGAGCACAUGAAGAUCAUCCGAGACUCCACCCCAAACCAGUACAUGGUGCUCAUCAAGUUCAGCUCCCAGGCUGAUGCAGACAGUUUCUACAUGGCCUGCAAUGGCCGGCAGUUCAACUCCAUUGAGGAGGAUGUUUGCCAGCUCGUGUAUGUGGAAAGGGCUGAAGUCUUCAAGUCAGAAGAUGGGGCCAGCCUGCCCGUGAUGGAGAUCCUCACCACGCUGUGCAACCACAGCUUCCACAGCCAGUGCCUGCAGCGCUGGGAGGACACCACGUGCCCUGUGUGCAGGUACUGCCAGACUCCAGAGCCCGUGGAAGAGAACAAGUGCUUUGAGUGUGGAGUUCAAGAAAACCUGUGGAUCUGUCUGAUCUGCGGGCACAUCGGCUGCGGGCGCUACGUGAGCCGCCACGCCUACAAGCACUUUGAGGAGACACAGCACACGUACGCCAUGCAGCUCACCAACCACCGCGUCUGGGACUACGCCGGGGACAACUAUGUCCAUCGGCUGGUGGCAAGCAAAACUGAUGGCAAGCUAGUUCAGUACGAGUGUGAGGGGGAUAUGUGCCAGGAGGAGAAAAUUGAUGCCUUACAAUUAGAGUAUUCCUAUUUGCUGACGAGCCAGCUGGAAUCCCAGCGCAUCUAUUGGGAAAACAAGAUAGUCCGGAUCGAGAAGGACACAGCUGAAGAGAUUAACAACAUGAAGACCAAAUUUAAAGAGACCAUUGAGAAGUGUGACAGUCUGGAACAGCGGCUCAAUGACUUGCUCAAAGAAAAGCAGUCAGUGGAGAGGAAGUGUUCCCAGCUGAACAACAAAGUGGCAAAGCUCUCCAACGAGCUGAAGGAGGAGCAGGAACUGAACAAGUGCUUGCGAGCAAACCAGGCCUUGCUGCAGAACAAACUGAAGGAGGAGGAGAGGCUGUUAAAGGAAACCUGCGAGCAGAAGGACCUGCAGAUCUCCGAGAUCCAGGAGCAGCUGAGGGAUGUCAUGUUCUACCUGGAGACACAACAGAAAAUCAACCACCUCCCAGCUGAGACCCGCCAGGAGAUUCAGGAAGGACAGAUCAACAUUGCAGUGGCAUCUUCUGCCAGCUCCUCCACGGCAGGCACGGGCAAACCUUCCUCCAGGAGAGGCCGUGGCAAGAGAGGGAAAUGAGAACAGGAAUUCUCUCCUCCCACCCUGGAACUGGCCAUGCCAACAUCAGGCCAGGCUCACCUUGGGACUUGGGCUGGAAACACCCAGCUCACUAAAGCUCAGCUAGAAAUUGUCUCCAGAGCUGCUCAUAAAACUGGCUGCCAGUCAGUGAAGGUGUCUGUGGUAUUUAAAAGCAUUUCACUGCACUAUUUAGCUGUUUUCAGGCAGAUCUUGGUGACCAUUUUUGCCUUCCCUCCUUUUCAGAGCCCCUCCUGUCAUGCAUUUGACUUUCUUGGAGAGUGUUUUGGGGUGGGGGGGGUGUGUCCAUGUCCAACAUCCCAUUCCCUGCAGGGAUGCUGUAGAGUAGGCUCAGCCCAGUGUGUAAGGCUUCUCCAGUUCUUCUCCUGGAUUAAAAGUACUCUCAAUUAAGAAGUUAUUUAAUAAACAGUGUAAAUUAGGUUAUAUACAUCUCCUUUUUGUAUGUGCAGUCCUGACACUGCAGAACUGCCUGUGCAGGAGUAGAACUGUAGUUUGGAAAGAAAAAGGAGUGAGGUGUGGAAAAUGAACCAUCUUAGUGGUGUAAGAAACCAGGCAAGUCCUAAAGGCCAAUGGUCUGGGAAUUUAAAGGCUUUAAGGGACUUUGCUCUGAUCUCUCUUCAUUUUAAAGAUGGCCUUGAGAGGCCAGCGCUUGCUGUGCUGCCUGUGGGGCAGAAAGGGUGGAAGUUUUGUGUUCUGGAUGCUGUUUAAUGUGGUUCUUUUAUAGGUAUUUCUACAAAUUAAGCGGAGUCAUCUGUGAGUUGGGGAACACAUUCCGGUGCUCUUGGAGCAGGGUGGGUGUGUGUCCCCUCCCUGAGCUGCACUGGGAGUGCUCCAGAACUGUUUUCCUCAGAGCCAGGUGAGGAGAGGGACAAGCACAGCCUUUUCCAAACUCUUUCCACAUUCCCGGAGCUGCCGGUGCUGGGUCUGCAGUGGAGCCUCCACCAGAUCCUCACCAGGAGCUGCAGCUCUUGGUUCCAGUUCCUGUGUUCACCAAAACGUGGCACUAUCCACAACCUCAGCUGGCAAAGCUUCCGUGUGACUUGCCCCAAAGGGACUCAGGUCCUGGAAGGGAAUUUUGUGCACAAAUCUAAUUUGGUUUGGGUUUUUUUGUUGGUUUUCGCUUAGAAUCUAAGACUCGAUGCUCUGGGGUGGCAAGUUUUCCCCUGGAGAAGCGACUGUCCUGGCUGCUGUUGUGCUCAGAAUUGGAGCAUUUAAAGGCUGAUCUUUUGUUAAACAUGGCAGGGGAGUCCUCAGUUGUCUUUUCAGGCCAGGGGACAAUCCUUGUCCUUGUUGGAACAAUCAUGACCUUAGUUUGGAACACUGAAACAGCUCUGGCUGAGCAGGUCCAGCCUGGAACACAGGCAUGAAACAGCCAGUCCUUUAUUGCUAGAAGUUGUUCUUUUUUUGGCCCAUUGAAAGGGACAAGUCCCAGUCCCUGGAAUGACCCCAGGAAGGCGGGUGGUUCCCAUCCACUUCCUGCCUGCAUGGACAGAGAGAGUUGAACUUCCUGACUGGAAUUACAGGGCUGUUAGUGCAUUCUGGGCAUCCCCUGCUUGGGUUUGGAGAUCUGCCCCCACCACCUGGAACUUGGACCUUUUCUGACUUUGUAGCAGGAAUGUACACUCACUUUUCCGGUGUGUGGAUUGUACUACCAGGCCUCUGCCUUCUGUAAAUGACUCUUAAGGACCUCGAGAUGUACAGCACGGCUUGCUCUCCUAGAGAAACUAUUUUAUUUAAGAUAUAUUUUUACACCAUUAAGAUCCUCUGACCUUUUGCUGAAGGCUUGCUUUGUGUAGAACACUAAAGAUGCUGUACUGUAUCUUGGAAUUCAUUUUCAAAAAAUGUGAUGGAAAAUUAAACCAGCGUGCAGUUC